AUGCAUCUUCUCACACAAGAACCCCUAAAUUUCAUAUGUAAUUACCUACGUUUGAUUUGAUUUCUGUAAAGUUAAUGUGAAAUAUUGCCGUCAGCAGCAAUUUAUUUGCAAACUACCAUGACAGAAGAGAACAGUGUAUCUGAAGAUUUUCAUCAGAUAUUACAAGAAAAAACCACUGGACUAGUUAGUCUGUAUGAGUACAAAAAGCUGAAACAGACAAUCGUAGAGAAGAGGGACAAAAAAGCCUUAGACGGACAUUUUUUUUCUAAAAAAGGUAUAGAGGACCGAUCGGUUAAAAGGAAAAAAGGCUCUGUUAAACCUGGAUUAUCUUUUACUUUUCAAGAUGAGGAAGAUCAGACUGUAGUCGUACCAAAAAAACGAUCUAUAAGACGAGACCCUACUGUGGAAACAUCUUUCCUGCCAGAUCAAGAACGUGAAAUUGAAGAAUUAAAAAAACGGGAGGAGUUGCGGAAAAAAUGGAUUAAGGAACAAGAAGAGUUAAAAGAGAAAAUUAUUUUUUUGCCUUUUGCUUUCUUCAAUGGAACCAACAGACGGUCGUAUGUCAAAGUUAAAAUGAAAGACUCAAUUGGUCGAAUUAUUGUGUCCAUGAAAGAUCAGAUACCUGAAUUGCGGCGAGUUUUAAACGUUGACAAGUUUUUAUUUGUUAUGGGCGACUUAAUAAUUUCUCAUCAUCAUGAAUUGUACAGCUUUUAUAUUAAUAAGUCCGAAGGGCCAAAUGGACUUAUAUUCGAUUUCUCUUUGUAUACGGCUAAGAGUGCGGAAGAAACUAUUACGCAGCAUCUUCCAAAUCAAUAUAUCCCUCGUCUUGUUGAAAAAACGCAUUACUUGCAAAACCGGCACAUAUUUCCUUACAAUCGAUGGUUAAAUUACGAUUCUAAAAAGGAUUAUUCAAGCUUACAACAAGUCAAUCCAAACACUGCGCUCUUUUAUCGAGAUUGAGAUCGUGUUUGACGUUUUAAUCAAAAUGCUUCUGAGCUUCUGAGCACAUCUAAUUCAUGAACGGCAUGCUUCUAAUGUGUGGUACCCUUCAUAUCUAAAAAAAAAUAGUAUAUCUAUAUAAAUAUAUGUCUUGACGGUAAACUUUAAAAUAAGAAAUUAUUUUUUCUCUACUUCACUUGGUACUCCAAUC
Schizosaccharomyces japonicus yFS275 is the source of this 1150-nucleotide messenger RNA. Its product is annotated as xap-5-like protein. Gene Ontology annotation, cellular component: nucleus; chromatin. The transcript is spliced from 5 exons. Gene Ontology annotation, biological process: chromatin organization. NCBI's taxonomy places the organism in Eukaryota, Fungi, Ascomycota, Schizosaccharomycetes, Schizosaccharomycetales, Schizosaccharomycetaceae. The record is from RefSeq and is a predicted model, not a curated record. The coding region runs from base 118 to 960 and encodes 280 amino acids.